Molecule: messenger RNA, 3356 nt
Organism: Erinaceus europaeus (western European hedgehog)
Lineage: Eukaryota; Metazoa; Chordata; Mammalia; Eulipotyphla; Erinaceidae
Gene: CD28
Product: CD28 molecule
Exons: 4
Coding region: 91-765 (224 amino acids)
Biological process (GO): T cell activation; positive regulation of T cell proliferation; immune response
Cellular component (GO): membrane; external side of plasma membrane
Source: RefSeq, a predicted model, not a curated record
AGGCCUCUCUGCAAGGUGUGUCUUUAGCUCACCCCACAGUUUGGGCUCCUCAGGGAGGAGGGGCUGGAGCCCUGGUCCACCACAAGCAAGAUGUUCUUCAGGCUGCUCCUGGCUCUCGGCUUUUUCCCUUCCAUUCAAGUAACAGGUAUAACAGCAAGCCAGAUUUUGGUGAAGCAGUCGCCUCUGCUUGUGGUACAUGGCAAUGCAGUCAACCUUACCUGCAACCACACCCACAAUAUCUUCUCAAAGGAAUUCCGGGCCUCUGUUUAUAAAGGAGUGGAUAGUGCCAUGGAAGUUUGUGUUGUGAAUGGAAAUUUCUCUCACCAUCCUCGGUUUCAUUCCAGUACAGGAUUUAACUGUGAUGGGAAACUGGGCAAUGAAACGGUGACAUUCUACCUCAAGAAUUUAUCUGUUAGCCAAACAGACAUCUACUUCUGCAAAAUUGAAGUCAUGUAUCCUCCUCCUUACAUAGACAAUCAGAAGAGCAAUGGAACCAUUAUUCACGUGAUAGAUAAACUUCAUUGUCCACCUUGCCUGUCUCCUGAACCUUCUAAGUUAUUUUGGACACUGGUGGUAGUCGGUGGAGUCCUGACCUUCUAUAGUUUGCUGAUAACAAUGAUUCUUUUUACUUACUGGGUGAAACUGAAGAACAACAGGAUGCUUCAGAGUGAUUACAUGAAUAUGACCCCUAGGAGACUAGGGCCCACUCGAAAGCACUACCAACCUUAUGCUCCUGCACGUGACUUUGCGGCCUACCGCUCCUGACAUGGACGCCUAUCCAGAUGCCAGCCGGCUGGCACCUCUUCACCUACUCAACACCACUGCUCUGGAUAGGAAAGGAUUGCCUUGACUUCAGCCAGCCAUGUCGAGCCUGUCAGGCAACCAAUACGCAGUUCUCUUGAACAACUAGACUACGUAACGUCAUGUUGAGACUCUUAAACAAAAUUGAAGAGUAUCACUGUGGCAAGAUAUAUCUUAGAGUGCCAUGACCCAAAUUCAAAUUUGUCAUGUAUUUAUUGACUUAACUGGGAAGUUAGGUGGAAAACAAACUGAGUGGAUUCUGUUAGCCUUGUGAUCUGCUUCAGUUUCACUGCUCUCUCAAAUUUACCUGCACAUUUUUUUAUUGUAUGUGUGUGUGUGUGUGUGUGUCAAGUGAACCAUGAAAACAAAGGACUUUUAGAUGGAGAAGAAAGGUGGUUAGGAAAUUAUUACUUAUGGUAAGUGGGGGAUAGGGGUGGGGAUAGAUUAGAGUGGGCAGGAUAGGAAGACAAACUUAACAAACCAUGAAAACACUGUCUCUCACUCAUGAAAUGAGCCAUUCAGUUCCUAUUUAAUGCUGUUUUCCUUUAAGCUUAGAAAAAGUAGAUGUUGUAUUUGAUGAACUUUGGUUGUAUUUAGUCAUUUUGACCAGUGGAUCCCCUUCAAAGCAAUGCAAGGCAAACCAAACUUGCUUUUCUCAAUCCCUGUGAUGAGCAGCCAGUGUAGUCAUCACAGCAUGCUUUCAAAAAAAAGAAAAUGGUUCUCCUGACACACCAUGGAAGAACGUGUCAGGAAAUAAGGCCACUUGCCGUCAACCCCAUUUGCAUAUGAUACAGUAUGUUCCAGUCAAAUUAUACAGAAGCCUUUCUGUUCCUUAUACUUCAGCUCUCUAUCUUGUCUUUGUGGAGACCUGAGGAAGCCUGCUGAAAGUGCAGCCACAGGAGAAGUGAUGAUACUGUUAAAAAGCACUCUUAGCCUUCUUUAUGCUACAGAGUUGUGAUGAAUCCAAGAAACUUUACCAGAAGGGAGAACAGAAGGGGAUAAUGUGGUUUGUGCUCUGUGCUGAGGUGGUGGCCAUCAUCAGGUAGAAGUUUUCUAGAAAACUACAGGCAGAAGGAGUCCUGUGGAGACUUUAUAGGAACUUGGUGUACUUCCGGGUUCAGAACUCUAGAACUCUGGGUUGGACUGCCUAUUUAUCCUGGAGGUCUAUCAACACAGCAGAGUGCUCUGGAUUUUAUUGUUAUUAUUAUUAUUAUUUUAGAAGACAACAUUCUCAAGAUACCUGCCAAGCUCUGACUGUGAAAUGACCAUGGAUAUCUUUCUGCUUCCAAUUGGGGUCAACAGGAUUAUGCUCAGGCACCUUGGAGAAAAACUCUGCUGUUGCUUUUACAAUUUGUUCAGCAUUUCAAUAUACUUCUGUAUUAGAUGAGCCUGGGUUUUAGAAGCAGGUAGACUUGGUUCAUGUUCGUGUCCCAUUACUAAAUAGCUUUAUGCAAGUCUUGCUAAGACUGUGGUUCUUCCAUGAUACAAUGGGGAUAAUGAUCACAACUAUUUUAGCUCUAUAUAAUAAUGUCAACGAGGACAUGCCCUAAUUCUGUUUUCUGCUUGUACCUUGACACUUCCUACUUGGCCUGACAUAUGUUACCCAUCGUUAUUACUGUCCUCUCCUUAUACAAAUUAUAUACAAAAUCAAAGUGGGGAAGACAUGAGGGGGAAAAAAGAAUAUUGUAAGGCAAAUUAAAACCUGCUGCCCAGGAAUGAGGUGCUAUUCAAUAUGAGGAUCUCUUAACAUCAGCCAUUUUCCUGUUUCCUAGAAUAUUUGAGUUUAUAAUGAAAUGUAUUCUACGUCCCUCCUUUUACUUAUACAAAGAGGAUUUCUAAGACUUUUUUGUAGUGUACAACUGGAUAGGUAUCCUAUGAUUCCAUACAAAAUGUACUGACUUUGAUUGAUUUUUAAGUGAGCUUCCAUCUGAUGGAUUUAAUUAACUUAAAACAGAUAAAACUCAGCAGCAUUUGGGUGAUGGAGAGCUAUUGAAUGUAUGCGGGCCCUUGUACUACCCUGCCAAUCUCUUGGCACAUUAGAGUUCUUAAAUCUAGGUUAUCAGAUUGAAUAUGAAGAUUAGAUAGAGUUGGAGAAUUUUUGGAAAGGGCAAUUACAAAAAGUAAGCAAGUAAAUAAAAAUGACUUGAUCUUUGGUAAUAGGUGGUCUUGUUUUCUGACGGGAAAAUUAGAUUUACAACAGAUGAAUCACACUCUAGAUUUUUCUUACUCACCCUGAACAGAGCCAAAGUAGAAAUGUUAACAGGGAAGUCCAUUUUCACUAUUAGUGUGAACCAAGAAGUCGUUUAAAAACAGUGGUUGGAGCAGCUCUUUUACAGUUUCAGAAGUGGCAGUCUUGAAGAAAACAAUGCAAUUUGCUGCUAUAUUGUAAUAGUCUUAUAAUCAAUAGUAUUUCUAUCAUUUUGUUUCAUUGUGAGCUCACUUCUUUUGGGUUGAGCAUUUCAAGUUGUAGAGCCUAAGUGUACAUUAUGUUCUGUAGAAGAAGUUAUAGAAUUAACUGAACUGCCAUGUGUCUGUUAAAAACUGCUUUAAUAUUG